UAUGCAUUGUAAAUCAUGGGUUCUGAAUCCAUGCUUCCUUUAAUCACUGAAGUCUUUGAUUGCCAUGUAUUUUUUUUUUUUUAUUGCAGUGUUGGUGUCUUCAAGAAUGGCAGAGUAGAAAUAAUUGCAAAUGACCAGGGCAACAGAAUCACACCCUCUUAUGUUGCUUUCACUGCUGAUGGUGAAAGGCUUAUAGGAGACUCUGCCAAGAAUCAGCUUACUACAAAUCCUGAAAAUACUAUAUUUGAUGCAAAGCGUCUAAUUGGCCGUGAAUGGUCAGAUAAAUCUGUUCAACAUGAUAUCCAGUUCUUCCCUUUCAAGGUGAUAAAGAAAAAUGACAAACCACACAUUCAGGUAUCUACAUCACAAGGUGAUAAAAUAUUUGCAGCUGAAGAGAUUUCUGCCAUGGUGCUGGGUAAGAUGAAAGAAGUUGCAGAGGCUUACCUUGGUAAAACUGUAACUCAUGCUGUAGUUACAGUACCUGCUUAUUUCAAUGAUGCUCAGCGCCAAGCUACUAAGGAUGCAGGUAUCAUAGCUGGUAUGACAGUUAUGAGAAUAAUUAAUGAACCUACUGCAGCUGCCAUUGCCUAUGGUAUUGACAAAAAGGAUGGAGAGAAGAACAUUCUGGUAUUUGACCUUGGUGGUGGUACUUUUGAUGUAUCACUUCUCACUAUUGAUUCUGGUGUGUUUGAGGUAGUAGCUACAAAUGGAGACACUCAUCUUGGUGGAGAAGACUUUGAUCAGCGUGUCAUGGAGCACUUCAUAAAGCUUUACAAGAAAAAGAAGGGCAAAGAUAUCAGGAAAGACAAUCGUGCUGUCCAAAAGCUGCGUCGUGAAGUUGAGAAAGCAAAGAGGUCUCUAUCUGCUAGUCACCAAGUUAGAAUUGAGAUUGAAUCCUUCUUUGAAGGAGAAGACUUUUCAGAAACACUCACUCGUGCUAAGUUUGAGGAACUUAACAUGGAUCUCUUCAGAUCAACAAUGAAACCAGUUCAAAAGGUGUUGGAAGAUUCUGACCUUCAGAAGAAAGAAAUUGAUGAAAUAGUAUUGGUUGGUGGCUCUACCCGUAUCCCAAAGAUUCAACAGUUGGUGAAAGAAUUCUUCAAUGGCAAAGAGCCAUCCCGAGGCAUAAACCCUGAUGAGGCUGUAGCUUAUGGUGCAGCUGUACAAGCUGGCGUGUUGUCAGGUGAAGAUGAUACUAAUGACCUGGUAUUGUUGGAUGUCAAUCCACUGACAUUGGGUAUUGAAACCGUAGGUGGUGUAAUGACAAAGUUGAUUUCUCGCAACACUGUGAUUCCCACAAAGAAGUCUCAGAUUUUCUCUACAGCCUCAGAUAACCAGCACACUGUCACCAUUCAGGUCUUCGAAGGUGAGCGACCUAUGACUAAAGACAACCACAUACUUGGAAAGUUUGAUCUGACUGGUAUUCCCCCUGCUCCUCGUGGUGUACCCCAAAUUGAAGUAACCUUCGAAAUUGAUGCUAAUGGUAUUCUUCAGGUGUCUGCUGAAGACAAAGGUACAGGUAACAAAGAAAAGAUUGUAAUUACUAAUGACCAGAAUCGCCUUACUCCAGAAGACAUUGAAAGAAUGAUAAAGGAUGCAGAGGUCUUUGCUGAUGAAGACAAAAAGCUGAAAGAAAAGGUAGAAUCGAGGAAUGAACUAGAAUCUUACGCUUACAGUCUGAAGAACCAAGUAAAUGACAAAGAAAAACUUGGUGCAAAGUUGUCUGAUGAAGAUAAGGAAAAGAUUGAAGAAGUUAUUGAUGAAAAAAUAAAAUGGCUGGAAGAUAAUCCCGAUGCAGAUGCUGAAGAAUAUAAAGCUCAGAAAAAGGAGCUGGAAGAUGUUGUUCAACCAAUUGUUGCCAAACUGUACCAAGGUACUGGUGGAACACCACCUACAGACAGUGAUGACGAUUUUGACAAAGAUGAAUUGUAAAUAGCUUUAAGGAAUUAUAGUAACUUAUUUGUCAUUUUGUUCAUUGAAAAUAUUCAGUACAUAAUUCAUCUUCAUUUAUCACAGGUAUUGGGUUAGAUAUUCAUCAUGUUUGAGUGGGGGUACCACAAUACCAGGGACAAAGAGUCCAUUCCAGUAUGUGUGAGAUUGUAAAAGGAAGAAUGGUUUAUAAUAAACAAUAAAAUUGC
This is a messenger RNA of Cherax quadricarinatus, 2138 nucleotides long. Lineage: Eukaryota; Metazoa; Arthropoda; Malacostraca; Decapoda; Parastacidae. The record is from RefSeq and is a predicted model, not a curated record.